AUGAGGCAGCGUCGCUGGAUGGAGACGUUGAAGGACUUCAAGUUUGAUGUCUCGUAUCACCCUGGUAAAGAAAAUUUGGUGGCGGACGCCUUGAGCCGCAAAAGGGCGCUCGAGUUUGUGGCCCCAUUGAUGGUGAGAGAAUGGGACAUGAUGGAGUUUGUGCGAGACUUCAACAUGAAAUUAAUCGUAGAGGAACCAUUUGAGAUCAUAGCUCACAUUCAGGCCCAACCAAUGAUUAACAGUAAAAUCAUUGAAGCCCAGAAGGGCGAUGAGUUACUGGAAAAGAUGAGAGAAAGUGCAAGGGGUGAUGUGGAGUCUGAGUGGAGGAUCAGUACUGAUGGGGGAUUGCGGUACCGUGGCCGCCUUUGCGUCCCAAAUCUUCAAGGACUACGAGAAGAGGUCCUAAAUGCCGCUCACAACUCCAAGUUGGUGAUGCAUCCUGGUAGUACUAAGAUGUACCGGGAUCUGAGGUGA
Magnolia sinica is the source of this 474-nucleotide messenger RNA. RefSeq lists its product as uncharacterized. The coding region runs from base 1 to 474 and encodes 157 amino acids. NCBI's taxonomy places the organism in Eukaryota, Viridiplantae, Streptophyta, Magnoliopsida, Magnoliales, Magnoliaceae. The transcript has a single exon. The record is from RefSeq and is a predicted model, not a curated record.